UAUUAAAUGUGUUUUCAUAAUAUUUUGGAACUAUAUUAGCAGUUAUUAGUUGUUGAAUAUCUUGCUUUUUAUUGUUCGCAAUUGGUAACUUAGAGCUGUAUGCCGCACACAAUUGAAUAUCUGAGAUAUUUUUUUUGCCUGCACGACUAAUUUUAAUUUUAGCUUCUUUCCAACGUUCACUUUUAUACGUGGUUUUGUACAAAUAGGUAUCAGUGUGCUAAGCACGAAAACUAUCGAGAAAGUGUUCGUAUCGCAAUCGAAAGAAUUUUCUAUGAGAUUUGAACAGCGCCCCUACCGUGCGUAAAAGGAACUAAAUGUCGCAAGCACGAAUGUUUUUGACAACUAUCGUAUAGUAAUCGUAUCGUAUUGCUAUCGAAACCUAGAACAUUUUGAUACAAAUUGGAAGCACGAACGAGCUUUUGACGUCCGGUAACGUAAAUUUCGAAGGCUGGCUAUCGAAACGACUCGAAACAUUUGUCACUCAGAAUUUGACGGUGAGAAAGGUACAACUAACAUAAAAAUAUUAUAGUUAUUGUGAGAUUUAGUUAUUGUGAGCUUUUAUAAAAUGCCAAGACCGCCGUUGUAUCAGCAAAGUACAACAAGUACUUUGCUUGCUGCUAUUUUACUUGGAGAAGAUGAUUUAAGAGAAACUACCGAAAUCCGACGCCGAGCUAUACUCAGAAAGUCGGUAAAUCCAAUGGAUAUUACCGACACUGAGUUUAAAAACAGGUACAGGCUGACUAAAGAUGCUUUCAAGUUCCUUUGUGAUUCACAACGGGACAACGGCUCAAACAUGACAGCAGGCAGCCUGCUGUCAUGUUUGAGCCGUUGUCCGUAAGAGCUCGUUCCCACCUGUCGGCUAUCGGAUCCGUAUAUUAAUCGGAUGUCGGCGCCUUUGUUCACACACACGAUUAAUAAUCGGUUGUCGGCCACGGUCGAAGCUAGUGCCAAUUUCAAGCACUCUACGCGAGGCGAUUGUGCACGAUGGACGUCGACGAAGCUCUUGUUGUGAUGUAUUAUUAUUUGAGAAGAAAACGAAGAAAGACAGCCAAGGAAAGAAAAUAUUGGGUGCACCCAAUCCUGAGAGAAAGAUUUAGUUUGGGAACAUUUCAGAAUUUAAUAACAGAAUUGAGGAGUGACGAAAUUAAGUUUUUCAAUUAUUUUAGAAUGUCGAUAACUACAUUCAACCAUCUAUUGGCUCAAAUAUCAGUGAGCAUAAACUACCAAAAUACGAGAUUUAGAGACUGCAUUUGUACUGAAGAAAGGUUGGCGAUAUUUUUAAGAUAUUGCGCAUCGGGUUGUUCCUUCAAAGAAUUGCACUAUAGUUACAGAGUUGGUGUGUCAACUAUUAGUAAAAUCUGCAAAGAAAUUAGUUCCACUAUCUGGGAUGUAUUAAGAGACGAGUUCAUGCAAAUUCCUGAUAAUGAGCGUAAAUGGUUGGAAAUUGCAAAAAGUUUUGAUAUGAAAGCCAACUUUCCGCACUGUCUUGGAGCAGUUGAUGGUAAGCACAUAAGAGUGGUGAAACCAAACAAUACUGGCUCGAUGUAUUUUAAUUACAAAGAUUAUUUUUCAUUUGUUUUACUAGCCGUUGUUGAUUCAGAAUAUCGUUUUAUUUUUAUGAGUGUUGGCUCGUAUGGAAAAGAAUGCGAUUCUUCAAUAUUCAAGGAGUCAACUAUAUGGAAGAAACUGAAUGAUGGUAGUUUAAAUAUACCAAAACCAAGGCCUCUACAUGCAACACUUCAAAAUGAUAUGCCUUAUGUUCUCGUGGGCGAUGAGGCUUUCCCUCUGUCAACAAAUUUGUUAAGACCUUUUGGAGGCACUCAUUUAGACCACAUGAAAAAAAUAUUUAACUAUCGUUUAAGUCGGGCAAGAAGGUACGUUGAAUGCGCAUUCGGUAUUUUAGCCAAUAAAUGGAGAAUAUUUCAUCGGCCACUGGAUGUCCACCCAGACACGGCUAUCGAAAUUGUAAAAGCGUGUACAGUAUUACACAAUUUUGUAAGAGAAAAGGACGGUCUGAACUUUGAAGAUAUUCAUUAUGCGGCAGAAAAUCCGAUGCAAGAACAAGUACAACUGCAAAACUGUAAUCCACGUGGUGGUCCUAUUGCAAAUGAUAUACGGUCUGAAUUUGCAAACUACUUCGUUUCAACAAUAGGCUCGGUGCCUUGGCAACCAGAAGCGCAUGGUUAAUAUUUAUGUUUUGAAUUUUACGUAUAUUAUUAAAUAAAUAACUUCAAACACUUACCACA
This is a messenger RNA of Spodoptera frugiperda (fall armyworm), 2246 nucleotides long. RefSeq lists its product as uncharacterized. The coding region runs from base 985 to 2187 and encodes 400 amino acids. The transcript is spliced from 3 exons. The record is from RefSeq and is a predicted model, not a curated record. Lineage: Eukaryota; Metazoa; Arthropoda; Insecta; Lepidoptera; Noctuidae.